Aspergillus vadensis CBS 113365 is the source of this 350-nucleotide messenger RNA. RefSeq lists its product as uncharacterized. NCBI's taxonomy places the organism in Eukaryota, Fungi, Ascomycota, Eurotiomycetes, Eurotiales, Aspergillaceae. The transcript has a single exon. The record is from RefSeq and is a predicted model, not a curated record. The coding region runs from base 15 to 179 and encodes 54 amino acids.
UAGACAUGACACAAAUGGCAACGGAUCUUGAAAUCGCAAACCUAAAUGGCACAUCGUGCACGCCGGACACCCUGCAUAUGGGUUCGCCUAUCACGCGGCGCCAUUCCCAUGCAUGCUGCAGAGACUAUCGCGCCACGGAGAUUGCCGGCUCCGAUGGGGUCCAAGUAGAAGCAACAUGAAGCCUGGACUGAAACUUCGAGGCACAUUUCAGUAUUUCCAGAAGACUCAUGGUAGUCAUUCGGAGGAGUAUUAUCGGGAGCCCGAAAACGUCCAUUUCCACCGUAACAGGCCAAGCAGAGCCCUAAUCCGGGUGGAUAAUAACGCGUAUUCGACGUGGAGCCAGGCGGAAA